AUGUUUAAUACGCUAACCAAACGAUCAGGCCUAGCGUGGUGCCUUAUAGCCAUUCUUUCUUUCGUUCAAGUAGUCGCUGCAGUCGACUACAUAUCAUUCAACAGCAGCAGUGCAGGUGUUGAGAACAAGACUGAUUUGGCCAUCGGUGAAGGUUUAGUUCACGUGUCCAGCAACGGUUCAGACAUUGUAAAUUUAGCCGACGGGGUAAACGUCACCGAUGUUUUUGAGGAUUUUGCUAACACUGACAUCGUUUUGAGAGGUAACGAGUCCGUUUACGCCAACUUGACCAAAAAAUAUGUUGGUGAUAACGAUACCAUCUCGGAAGACCACCCAUUGCAUAAGAGAUGUUUGGUAAUGCAUGUGGUUGGUGGAUGGUUGUGUUCUUGGGACGAGUAUGUUACCAUUGAACAAGGUUGUUGGUGGUCCCCAUGGUACCCCAUCUCCCACUGUGGUUGGGGGAACCCUUUCAGAAGGCCAAUCAGUCUAGGAUGGGGUUAUUCUUACUCCUGCAGCGGCUUCAGAAACGAUUUUGACGACAAUAUCCUACGGGGCUGCUUGUCCUACCCAUUUGCCAAGACCAUUACCCGUGGUGGUACUUACUCUUGUCCUGUGGAUCACGGUAAAGUCGGCCAAAUUUGGUACCAACAAAACGUUGCCUAUGCUAAGAUCCAGCACAGGAAAUGUUCGAAGGGUCUGUUCGGUAACACAUGCUCCUCGUGGAGUGUAGUCCAACAUGUGGACGCUCCAAGAACUGGUGACGAAAAUUACAGACUUGGUUGUUCUACUGGAUCGUCCAGUAAAUACUGUUAG
Messenger RNA from Huiozyma naganishii CBS 8797, 810 nucleotides. RefSeq lists its product as uncharacterized. The transcript has a single exon. The record is from RefSeq and is a predicted model, not a curated record. Lineage: Eukaryota; Fungi; Ascomycota; Saccharomycetes; Saccharomycetales; Saccharomycetaceae. Bases 1 to 810 code for a protein of 269 amino acids.